AUGAUAAAAAAGGAUUGGGUGGAGUUGCCUCCACACAGUCAAGGUUACAAGGAUGGUGUCAAUUACUUUUUGGAUAUUGCAUUCACCAAAGGAAAGGUUGAAGAAGAAGAGAUUUUGUGUCCUUGUGCUGUAUGUUGCAAUGAUAGUUGGGAAGUAAGAGAUGUAGUGUAUGACCAUUUAUGUAGCAAAGGAUUUGUAAAGGGAUACACUGAAUGGAUUUAUCAUGGUGAAGAUGAAAGCCUUAUGGAUCUGGAUGGUGAUAGUAAUGAUGAAACAUCAUCUCAUGAUGAUAUUGAUGGGUUGCUAUUUGAGACAUUUAAAGAUGCGGCUGAAGGAGGUGGAGUACAUGAAGGGCUAAAUGAAGAUGCAAAGAAAUUUUAUAAACUAGUUGAUGAUGCAAAUCAAGAGUUGUAUCCUGGUUGUGAAAAGUUUUCCUCGUUAUCAUUCACUAUUAGAAUUUAUUUGUUGAAAUGUCUCCAUGGAUGGAGCAAUGCAUCGUUCACUGCUCUCUUAGAGUUGUUGAAAGAGGCUAUGCCAGAUUUGAACAUCCCUGUCUCUUUCAAUAAAACAAAAUCUAUGAUAAAAGAUUUGGGCUUAGACUAUAAAAAGAUUGAUGCAUGUCCCAACAAUUGCAUGUUAUUUUGGAAAGAUCAUGGGAAAGAUGAUUCAUGUCAUAUUUGUGGAGCAUCAAGGUGGAUUGAAUAUCCUGAAGUUGCUAAUGAUCUUGAAGAAUCUAUAAAAGCUCACAAGGUUCCUGCCAAAGUUCUAAGACAUUUUCCUUUGAUUCCAAGAUUGAAAAGACUUUUUAUGUGUUCAAAGACAGCCGACACAUUGAGAUGGCAUGCCGAGCAUCGUUCAAGGGAUGGGAAGUUAAGGCAUCCGGCCGAUGCCCAAGCAUGGAAAGACUUUGAUGCCAAACAUUCAGAUUUUGCUUGUGAAACUCGUAACAUAAGACUUGGGUUGCAAGGUAUCAAUGAAGAUGUAGAAAAUGAUGAUAUCAAUGAUGAAAUUCAAGAGGACGACGUAGAUAGUGAAAUUCAAGUGGACGACGUAGAUGACGAAUUUCAAGAGGACGGUGUAGGUGACGAAUUUCAAGAGGACGACACAAAUCUAGAUGAUGAAUUUCAAGAGGACGACAUAGAUCUAGAUGAUGAAUUUCAAGAGGACGAUAUAGAUGGUGAAUUUCAAGAGGAAGACGUAGAUGAAGAAUUCUUGGAAGAAGACAUGUGUGAUGAAUUUCAAAAAGACGGUGUGGGUGAUGAAUUCGAAGAAGAAAAACUUAAAUGA
Vicia villosa (hairy vetch) is the source of this 1287-nucleotide messenger RNA. RefSeq lists its product as uncharacterized. The record is from RefSeq and is a predicted model, not a curated record. NCBI's taxonomy places the organism in Eukaryota, Viridiplantae, Streptophyta, Magnoliopsida, Fabales, Fabaceae. The coding region runs from base 1 to 1287 and encodes 428 amino acids. The transcript has 2 exons.